This is a messenger RNA of Microstroma glucosiphilum, 897 nucleotides long. RefSeq names its product NIF-domain-containing protein. Lineage: Eukaryota; Fungi; Basidiomycota; Exobasidiomycetes; Microstromatales; Microstromataceae. The transcript has a single exon. The record is from RefSeq and is a predicted model, not a curated record. Gene Ontology annotation, cellular component: plasma membrane. Gene Ontology annotation, molecular function: phosphoprotein phosphatase activity. Bases 1 to 897 code for a protein of 298 amino acids.
AUGAGCGGAGCUGUGGUGCCUCCUGGAAGCUCCUUUGUCGCUCUCGGCGGUGGAGGCAGCGCUACACCCACGCCGACUCCUUCGAGAAGAGGUGUUGCCAGUAGCCAAGGUGAUGCAAGGAGUACUUCAGACGAAGAGUCGGACGAAUACACGGAUGAUGAUGAGUCCGAGAGUGGUACAGAAGACUCCGAGGUACCGUCUGGCGUCUUGGCCCGUGGAGUCACCACACCCGGUCAAGAUGACUUCAUCAACCAAGACGAGGAGGAUGUGCUUACCGAGGAGCAACGGUUGAUCGCUCAGGGCGGUAUGGGAAUCCCGACGGAUGAGAAUGGCAACCCAAGGCCGCUGCUAGAACCCCUUGCUGAGAGGGACGCUGGAAGGAAGUGUCUCGUGCUGGAUCUGGACGAGACGCUGGUGCACAGUAGCUUCAAGAUGAUCAACAAUGCCGACUUCAUUGUGCCGGUGGAAAUUGAAGGCACAGUGCACAACGUCUACGUCAUCAAGCGUCCCGGUGUCGACGAAUUCAUGCGCAAGAUGGGCCUCAUCUACGAAGUCGUCGUCUUCACUGCGUCUCUCUCCAAGUACGCUGAUCCAGUGCUGGAUAUACUAGACAUCCACCAAGUGGUGCGGCACAGGCUCUUCCGAGAGAGUUGCUACAAUCAUCGAGGCAAUUACGUCAAGGACCUGAGCCAAAUCGGCCGACCAAUCGAGGAGAGCAUCAUCAUCGACAAUUCUCCUGCGUCGUACAUCUUCCAUCCGAACAAUGCGGUGCCGAUCAGCAGCUGGUUCAAUGACCCGCACGACACGGAGCUGACGGACUUGUGUCCCUUCUUGGCGGACCUGAGCGAGGUCGUCGAUGUGCGGUCUGUGCUGGAUGGCGGGAUGACGUUGGUGUGA